Messenger RNA from Arabidopsis thaliana (thale cress), 636 nucleotides. RefSeq names its product QWRF motif protein (DUF566). Bases 1 to 636 code for a protein of 211 amino acids. The transcript has 5 exons. Lineage: Eukaryota; Viridiplantae; Streptophyta; Magnoliopsida; Brassicales; Brassicaceae. The record is from RefSeq and is marked reviewed.
AUGAAGAGCUGUGAGCAUGAACUACUCAAAACAAGAAGAGGAAAGUCCCGCGAGGUUAGUUCACGUUUUCUCUCCUCUCCGUCUGCAUCUUCUUCUCCUAACCGCAGAAACUCCACUUCUAGUUCAUCUACCAAGAGAGAUGAUCAGAACAACAACGGUCUGAAAGUUCAUCUUGGCCUGAAAAAGCAUGAUAGGAUGUCAGAUGGAACACGGGUUUGUUUCGGGUUACCAAACCAAAGUAGCUUAGAAUUUGACACAAGAAAAUCCCAAGUAAAGUUGGUUCUGCAAGAGAAAAUCAAACUGCAGAAGAAAAACCUGGAGAUGAAGAUCAAUUAUGUGCUUCUUUCUCAAGUUAAAGCAUCUUGGGAGGACAUGGAAAUACAACAACUAUCAUCUCUGUCCAUGGCCAGAGAUUCCCUGCAUUCUGUUCUUUCCAUGCUUCCCCUCAAAGAAGGUGCAAAGAUGGAGGGUAUUGUUCCACUUGCUUCCCUACUAGCGGAAGUGGCUGCACAAGAGAAGCUGAUGCAACCUCAUGACUUUUUGAGAAUGAUCUCCGAGUUAGAGAUGCAGGAGAGGAGCUUGAAGUGCUGCUUCUUGAUUCAACACAAACAGACUUUCGAUACAAAUCUUCUUUAA